This is a messenger RNA of Xylaria bambusicola, 447 nucleotides long. RefSeq lists its product as uncharacterized. NCBI's taxonomy places the organism in Eukaryota, Fungi, Ascomycota, Sordariomycetes, Xylariales, Xylariaceae. The coding region runs from base 1 to 447 and encodes 148 amino acids. The transcript has 6 exons. The record is from RefSeq and is a predicted model, not a curated record.
AUGUCUACUCCUGCAAAGGCCGCAACUCCUGCCAGGGAUGCGACCCCUGCAAGGGCUAGAACUCCCGCCCAAGUCGUGUUGAUCCCGGCCAAGGAAUACUAUCGGGGGAAAAGAAAGAGAGAUUCCGAGGACCAUCAUUCUGAGCCCAAAUCCCCAGCGGUGAAGGGACCUUCUACACCCGUACGUUCAGCAAAGUCGUCACCAUCGAAGAAAAGAGCGAAAAUGAAGCAAGAAACUGUCGAGGAGAUCGGCAAUGUGAAUAUUGUCGAUAAGGAUUCCAAAGUGGCGGAGAAGAUGGGGCUCGAAACUCUGGAGAAGAAGACCGAAGAGCUGCAAGGAUACGUCAACCAACUCCAAGAUGCCGUCACUAUUGGUAUGUAUCAGCUGCGCGACCUGAAGAAGAAAAUCGCCACUGCAAUUUCUACUCUUACACCAGCCGAUGAGUAA